AUGGUGAAAACUCGUAAUCGACCUGAGAGUCGAUCGAAACGCGAAAAAGUUUCUGAACGCGUUACGGAUAUUAUUGCUACCACGAGGAAAUGGCUCUUUCCAGAUGGUGUCUCCCUCAAGCACAUCCGAGAUGUUGCCCACCGUCUUCCCCGCGAACGCCAAAAACACUUUAUCGACAAAUUCUCGUCAAUGGAGCGCUUGAGGAGCUUUUGCACCUUGGCUGAUAACGCUCGAGCAACAAGUUCAACCAUCAACGAAGAUAUUUUAAAACUGGUCGUUGAAGAAAACGGAGAAAUUGAGUUAUCUCCACAUGUGUUGUUCAUCCUUCAUCAGCGGCUCCCUAGCUUGAGAAAUAGAAUCUCUCAAAUUAAAAGAGAAAGAAAUUACGAUUGUCUUGAUUCUAUUUUGAAAUUUCCAGAAAACUGCGGUGCUGAUCUCCAAAAUGAAUACUGGAAGCUCCUUCUGACAGGGAAAUGCAAGUCGAAGCAGUGGAAAGAGGAGGUGGAGAAUCUGAUGAGAAAAGCUGCUCAUUUGCAAAUACCGAACGGGUUCAAAACUGACACGAAGAUUCUCUUCGAAACUGGCAAGUCUUAUGAUGCGAUUGUGAUUCCCUCCGACGCGGUUGGAACGAUGGUGAUUCCGCUGUCAAUCCAUCCGGACGAGAUUGAGACGCUUUCGACGAUUUCCUACAGAAAAAAUGUCCACAGGCUCAUUUUGAGUUCGCGCUCCCCCUUCUUCCGAAAACUGUUCGACAGGAGGACAGAUUGUCCUCUUGGCCACAUUUCCUUGGUCGUCCUUGACUCUAGCAUCAUUCCUAGCCAUCUUCUCAAGAUCGUCCUUUCGUUCUUCUACACGAGUGAACUUCCGUCCUUGGACAUGGAAUCGUCUCAGAAAUCAUGCGACCUUGCGUCUGACACUGAACUGACAGACUUGCCAAUUUCCAUCCGAAGAGCAGUUGCUUUGUUCGGGGUGGGCAAGAUUCUUCAGAUGACGUCGCUCAUUCAGGCAGCUGAAGACAAAAUUGCUCACGAGCUGUCUUAUAAUACCGUUCUUCCCAUCCUUCAAUGGGCAGAGCGUGACCAUGGCAGCUCCUUCGUUUCCCGCAAAUGCCUCGCCUUCAUCAGGGAGAACUUCCACCACCUCUCUCAAACGGGCAUUUUGACCGGGUUGACGACAGAAGAGAUGAUAAAGCUGCUCCAAGAUGAUUAUCUUCAAGCGCAUGAGUUGGACGUUCUUCGCGCCGCGCUCAGAUGGGCGGAAAACACUGCCCGGGAGAAGGAACCGGAUAUCAUCAAAAAGAGAAAAAAGGAACCCUCCAACGAUCUGAUCAGAAAUGCUCUUGCGCCUCUCCUUCCUUACAUCCGCCUGGAGUACAUCCUUCCCGCAAACUGCCCCGAUCUAGCAAAGGUCUUCCAGAGCGGCCUCAUCCGAAAUCCUCCCACUUCUAUAGACGGAUCUACAACGAUCGGUCGAGGAUGGGACUAUGGCGACUCCCGCUCCCCUCGAUUUUACAAACCUUUUGUUGAAAUUUUCCUGGAGCUGAACUCAAAUGAAUGGUCAGAAGAAUCAUGCCAUGGGAUUGAAACUGUGCCCCGAGCGAGUGCUGUGGGUCUAGAUACUCCUGAGAUCAUUCAGAAUUGCGAUCACACAAUAAUUCCGCAAAAAGUUGACGAGAUUCUCGAGCAGAAUCUAAUCCUCCCUUCCGAAACAGUUUGCUGCCAAGUGUUGAAAAGGCUCCACUCGCUUCAGCAAAAACACCAGCCGAUUAUACCGCGCCACAUGCAUUUCCUUCGACUCACUGCUCUAAGAGAGCAUUCUCUGCCUGAUGGACUCAUCGCCGUCCUCCGCGAUCCUUACCAGUAUUUUCCAGGCUCAAAGAACAUAAAACACCACUACGCCCUCGUCCAGCGAUACCGCUACUACAAAAAACUCAACGACAACGCUUCAUCCUCCGCGGCCUCACCUCCAACUGCUUCCGCUUCAAACCGCCCCUUUCACCCCCAACCUGAUCUUCUUGGAAGCCCAUCGAGAACGAAUUCGUUAACAUCUGCUCCUUCGCGAUCACCACAAAAACCUUCAGCAUCCACUCUCGUCAGGCUUAUGCAAUCGCCAGUAAGGAAGAUCCGACAAAACUUCAGAAGUUUGACGGCGACGACUCCUGAUAGAAAUCAAAACAACCACAGCUGCGUCAUCGACUACAUUCCCUCAUUAAAUAAAGGCGCAAAAGCCAAACCCACCCUCCCUUCCGGCUCAAUGACUCUGCCUGACAUCGCCACGACGUCGAGAGGAAUCGAAAAUUUAACUUACCGCACGAGCUCUUCUAAUUCCUCGACGGAAUAA
Messenger RNA from Oikopleura dioica, 2340 nucleotides. Lineage: Eukaryota; Metazoa; Chordata; Appendicularia; Copelata; Oikopleuridae. The record is from the annotation of a GenBank genome assembly.